AGAAGCUGCUGCAUUUAGAUCAGCUUGGAUUUAAUUUGUUUUUGAUCAUUUAUGGUACACGCGCUGUUUGGAAAAGUAACUGAAAGUUUCUCUAGCUCAUGUACUUCUAAGGGAGACGAAUAACUGAUCUUUCCUUCCUUUGGAGGGAUCUCUUGAGCCUGUGUGGAAAACAAAGAGUUACAGCAGUGCUGACUCUUUUCCUUCCCACCUACCUUGAACGCAGACUGGCUCUCUCUUUAAGCAGUAUGCCGAAGGUGAAAUGAGAGAGGCAAUAGGAAAAAGUGCACCUUAUUCAAGUUCCUUUCAGGAUUUUGGUGAUUAGAAUUGCCAGAAGCAAGUCCUCGAAGCAUAAAGAUGCAGUCUUUCCCCUCCAAACGGAUCCCUGUGGUAUACAGCAUACCAGCUCCCAAUGAUUCUGAACAUGGAUCUGGGCAGAGUCCGAAUCUUCACCAUCUCCAGUCUCCUCAAGAAGAAAUCUCAUAUGUGCAGCAUUCUUUCUUCAAACAGAUGAAUUUGCAUUUCUGGAGAAGGUGGCUUCUAGGAAUGUUACCUCUGAUUUCCUUAGCAGUCACUGUACUCGUGUUGGUCCUGUACUAUUCAUUAUCUCCAGCAUUCUCCUUUAUCUAUAUUGGUGGAAGUGUAGAAAUACCUAACUUGACCUAUAGAAGUGACCUCACUGAUCCAAAGUCACAGAAAUUUAUAAUGCAAGCAGAAGCAAUCCAGAACUAUUUUGCAGAACUAUAUGAGUCUUCUACAUUAGGGAAAUAUUACUUGAAAUCUGUUGUUGCUGCAUUUAGCGAAGGAGAAGAUGGUCUCCGAGCUUACUACUGGAAUAAAUUCUGGGCACCGCAAGAGAUAGUGCACUCUUUCAAAAAACUAACCUCACUGAAACAUAAGGAAAUAAUCAGUAAACAUACACUUCAGACUACUAAUUCUUCUGCUGAAUCCUUUCCUGUGGAAGAGGAUUUUAAUCUCUUAACAAUGGAGCUUUUUGUUUCAGAUUCUUCAGACUAUGAUGUGACACUGAAGUCAGUAUCCUUCGACCUGUAUGCAAAGCCAGGUAACAACAGGACUUUAACUUUGAUGAAUCCCAAGAAAUCUUUUUAUCAGUGGAGGCUGCGUGUUCCUUCUAACUAUAUUGUGAGACUUGUAGUCCUUACUCUGCAUGGUGUCACUCCAGGGAGUUGUGCAUCACACAGAUUAUCUGCAUAUGAUUUUCUUCUUCCUCUUCAGAACAAGAUCAUUACAAGAUGGUGUGGAGUACCAGGGGCCUGGAGCCCUCCUGUCAUACGGUUAACUUCAUCGAGUAAUGUUAUGCUGGUCACCUUCUCACUGGAUAGAAGAAAAGAGAGUAACAUGCUAAAAGCAUACUUCCAAGCUGUUCCUAAAGUUGUCUGUGGUGGGCGUUACAUCUCUUGGAAUGGGACAGUGAGUUCCCCUUAUUAUCCAAGCUACUAUCCACCAAACAUUGACUGCAGCUGGCUACUCAGAGCACCUCUGCCUGGAUAUAAGUUAUCACUAAAAAUCCUUGUCAUACAAAUUCAAGAGAAGUCUCCAGGGUCCAAUAAAUGUGAUAAGGACUGGUUAGAAAUUGAUGGAGUUAGAUAUUGUAAAGCUAUUGCUGAAAGCAACAGAAACAAGGAAUAUGGCUAUUCAGUUGCGAUUAAUUUCCAUUCAGAUGAACUGGUCACGCACAGAGGGUUUUAUAUUGAAUAUAAAGCUUUCAGUCACACAGAUCCAUGUCCUAAACAAUUUAAAUGUACAGACAGAACAUGCAUUCCUUUAAACAACCAAUGUGAUGGAUGGAAAGACUGCUCAGAUGGCAGUGAUGAAUUAGACUGUGGCUGUAGUCCAGAGGAGUCUAACUGUGGCGAUGGGAAGUGUAAACACCGUUCAAAGACAUGCAAAGGGGACGACAGUUGCGGAGAGGAUAGUGAUGAAAAUGAUUGCCCCUAUAAAAGUUGUUCCUCAUAUGCAUAUAAAUGCCUGAAUGGAAAAUGCCCCACAAAACCAAACCCAGAAUGUGAUGGAAUAAGAGACUGUGGAGAUGGAUCUGAUGAAAUGAACUGUGCUUGUGGAAGAAUGCAGUUAAAAACUAGAAUUGUUGGAGGUGAAGAUGCAAGAUCUGGAAAGUGGCCUUGGCAAGCAAGCUUGCAGAUGGGAAUGUAUGGCCAUAUUUGUGGUGCAUCUGUUGUUUCAAAUAGGUGGUUGUUAUCUGCUGCCCAUUGUUUUCUGGACUCUGAUUCUAUAAGAUACUCUGUGCCUUCUGGCUGGAAAGCAUAUAUGGGCAUAAGGAUCAUUAACAAAAACAGCAAUCAUGUAGCUAUGAGAUCAAUCAAAAGGAUUAUUGUCCAUCCACGGUAUGACCAAUAUAUCUCAGACUAUGACAUUGCCCUGUUGGAAAUGGAGACACCAGUAUUCUUCAGUGAGCUGGUACAGCCCAUUUGUUUACCCAGCAGUCCUAGAGUAUUUUUUUAUGGAACUGUCUGCUAUGUAACUGGCUGGGGAGCCCUAAAAGAAAAUAGUUACCUUGCCAAAACACUGCAAGAAGCUAAAGUGAAAAUAAUUAAUCAAAGUAUUUGCAACAAGCUAUAUGAUGAUCUGAUUACAUCUCGAAUGCUGUGUGCUGGAAAUCUUAAUGGUGGCAUUGAUGCAUGCCAGGGUGAUUCUGGAGGUCCAUUGGCCUGCGUCGGAAAGGGAAAUAGAUGGUAUCUUGCCGGCAUUGUCAGCUGGGGUGAAGGAUGUGCUCGGCGUAACCGCCCUGGUGUAUAUACAAAGGAACAGUCUGAACUGAAAGUAACUUUUUCCAUCUUCAAUGUCUUCAUCACCAGAAAUGGACAAACAGGGUUGAAUGAAGUAAGAAUGGAUUAGAACCUUGGGCCAAAUUCCAGCCAAACCUUAUUGGAUGUUUGGAUAAUUCCUUUCCUCUCCUCUCCCCUCCUCUCCAGCCCCAGCACAUAUAAAUACAUACAUACACUCUCCAUAUGCAAUGUAUUGUGGUUUCAGACAGGAUCAAGGGCCCACUUCUCACAUCUGGUCAAAAUACACAAGCUGCCAGUCAGGGCGGUGUGCAAAGGUGGGUUAAAGCUCUCCUUCGCUCAUGGUGCUGCUAUGCUGCUCCUCCUGGGCUGUGUUUAGAGGAGCCUUCAGGCUGCUCUACCUUAAUAUGUUUUUUAAGCUGGAAGAGGCCAAAACCAUAGCUCUGGUUUGUUGUGAUAUAGGGGCACCCCAAACUCUCUCCCACUUUGGUAGCCAUGAUCCCUUUCCUUGUUAAGUUAGCAGCAGGGAGGGUGUUUGGCGUUCAAGACAAAAGAUAACACUAAGCUGUGUGCCAAUGUUCGAUUCUCAUGAUCCUCCCUGGGCUGGUUAAGACAAGCAUACAGGGGGGCUGGAACAAUUUUUAUAGUGGGGGUGCUGAGAGUUCUUGAACCAAACUGUAGACCAUGUAUAUAAUGGAAACCACUUCAAUCCGGGGGUUGUGGCAGCACCCCACUAUCCCUAGUGCCAGCACCUAUGCAAACAUGUGAUCAAAUUCCAUCAGUAGUGUAGCACAAAUCAGUCCCAUUAAACCUGAAGAUCUGGCCCUAAACUUGCAAGGACUGAAAUACCAUUAUUGGUGUCUUCGGAGUGAUGGUAUUUUAGAACAGGAGAAAAUGCUGAGUUUAUUAAGAGGAGCUCAAUUCAGUUAAUCUAAAGGAAACUGCACUUAUUAGAUGGAGAGAGAAUUCUUUUUCAGUCUGGUACAAACAAAACUUCACAUGCCCAAGCUCCCUGGCUGCUAUCAAAUGUUAAACUAUAUAAUCACAACACAUUGCUGAUUAUACUUUGUGGGAACAAACCUGUUGCUAGCUACUUAUAGUAAUAGACUUAUUCAAAUUAACUCUUUCGUGGGUGUCAGACUGCAAUAAGAGUGUCAUCUUGAAUUAUCUCCUACACAAAGAAAGACAGGAACUUGAUCAUAUGAUAUUCCAAACCAAAAAGAUUGGAGUACAUUUUAAUAGGAAUCUAUACUUUUUGGAUGAUUAUCUUGUAGUCAAAACAGCUUGAGGUUCACCUGGAUCUAUAGUAGUUAUUAGGCUGUAAUUAUUCUAUCUGCUUAGGGCUGUAGUACACCCAACCUCUAAGGUACUAGUAGUGUGUCAGAGAUACUGCAACUGGGAGGUUUCAGAGUAGCAGCCGUGUUAGUCUGUAUCUGCAAAAAGAACACACACUUCUUAUUAAACUGUCUGUACUGGGCUAUCUUGAUUAUCACUUCAAAAGUUUUUUUUUCUCUUACUCAA
Messenger RNA from Chrysemys picta bellii (western painted turtle), 4280 nucleotides. Its product is annotated as suppressor of tumorigenicity 14 protein-like. Gene Ontology annotation, biological process: proteolysis. The record is from RefSeq and is a predicted model, not a curated record. NCBI's taxonomy places the organism in Eukaryota, Metazoa, Chordata, Testudines, Emydidae. Gene Ontology annotation, molecular function: serine-type endopeptidase activity; protein binding.